This is a messenger RNA of Angiostrongylus costaricensis, 369 nucleotides long. Lineage: Eukaryota; Metazoa; Nematoda; Chromadorea; Rhabditida; Metastrongylidae. The record is from the annotation of a GenBank genome assembly.
AUGGCAACAAUCAAUGGGCUCUCCUUUCCCGAGGAUCGUGAUGGCAUUUCUUCCGCUGCUGGAUAUUCGGCUGCUCAGAUGGAGAACUCAGUCAACCACUUUCGCAGAAGCGCAUGGAUCGCACUGUUAAGGUAUUGGAGGCAAGUUGACGUUGGCCCAAGUAGUAUAGUGGUUAGUACUCCACGUUGUGGCCGUGGCGACACAGGUUCGAUUCCUGUCUUGGGCAUACUUUUGUGGUGGAUGGAGAUGAAAGGCACUGAGAAGGCCUGCCAUGAUAACCAUACGUUUUGCUCUGAAAUGUUGAAGACUGCGAUGUUUUCCGGAUACAAGGUGCUCAACUAUUGGCAGAAGUACUGUAAUGGCUCAUAA